Pieris brassicae (large cabbage white) is the source of this 5254-nucleotide messenger RNA. It is a transcript of the gene dlg1, whose product is annotated as disks large 1 tumor suppressor protein. Gene Ontology annotation, molecular function: kinase binding. Gene Ontology annotation, biological process: chemical synaptic transmission. Gene Ontology annotation, cellular component: neuromuscular junction; neuron projection; postsynaptic density membrane. Bases 591 to 2897 code for a protein of 768 amino acids. The record is from RefSeq and is a predicted model, not a curated record. Lineage: Eukaryota; Metazoa; Arthropoda; Insecta; Lepidoptera; Pieridae. The transcript is spliced from 19 exons.
ACCGUUCAUAAUACAACGUCAUUCUUGCAAACUGCAAUGAGAAAUGGCGCAAGCGCAAUUUCUAACGACUUCAAAGUUUUAGUUUUCCGUUUAGAUGGUUGGGUUCCUUAAACACAUUUUCAGUUUUUGAUGUUUUUGAUGACGUGACGUCCACAAAGUUAUAUUAAAGUAGUGAAACUACAAAAAGUCUAAUGGCGGAUCGUUGGUGCUUCGCGUCUCGUAGUACUAUUUAUAACCUACAACACAGUUCUAGUUUUCAGCGAUAUGUAUACUAACGUUUGUUCGUUCUGUGGAUUUGUGCUGAUAAACUUCACAACUGUGCCAAUAUCAAACGAACGCUAUAGCAACUAAAGCCUAUUGAAAACUGCACAUAUACGUUAUCCAGUGAAAUGUUAUUGCACAUAAAAUUUUGACAUUCACACAACUGUACCUACUGCUGUUAUUUCGUACCCGUCUCAAGUAAAUUAUGGUGCAUGUCAGAGAUCGUCCAGUAAGAUGCUGACAGCAGUCACAAGUGUGUAACUAACAAUGCAUGCUGUGUACAUAUUGUAGUGCAAAAAUACAAGUUUUGAGACACACUGGUCAACAAAAUGACUGAAAGACGGAAGAAAAAAACCCAUAAUGGAUUCCUUCGAAAAGUGUCAUCCUUAUUUAAUCUUGACACGGCUCAUGUUUCCUCCCCAGAAAUGAAGCAGUUACAGGUAAAUGGGAUUGAGGGGGGUGCAGUGACAGGUGAAGAUGGCCACCAGUACCUCACAGUAGUUUUAUCAAGGGCUGGAGGUGCUGGACUCGGAUUCAGCAUUGCUGGCGGUUCUGACAAUCCUCAUGUGGCAGAUAAUCCCCAUAUUUAUGUCACUAAGCUCAUUCCUGGUGGAGCAGCGGCAGCUAGUCAGCUGCAAAUCAAUGAUGCUAUAUUACAAGUUAACGACGCGAAUGUGGAAAACGUGACGCAUGCAGAGGCAGUAGACGCAUUGAAAAAAGCUGGCAAUACAGUCCGAUUGAAAGUGAAACGACGAGCGGGAGAAGAUCACCUGAGCGUGUCACAAAUAUCAAAUAAAGAAGAAGCUGUUGAAAUAGAACUUGUGAAGGGUGGUUCAGGGCUAGGAUUCAGCAUAGCGGGGGGUCUUGGAAACCAGCAUAUACCAGGGGAUAAUGGUAUAUAUGUGACCAAAAUAAUGGCUGGUGGAGCCGCCCAUAGAGAUGGACGCUUAAGGGUUGGAGACAAAUUGUUAAUGGUCAAAAAUACAUCGAAAGGCGAUGUAAAUCUUGACAACGUGACCCAUGAAGAUGCCGUGGCCGCGCUAAAAGCGUCUGGUGAACGAGUACUCUUAGUACUCAUUCCGGGACCAAGACAUGGACAGCCUUCACCUCGGACCUCGAGAGCUAAUACACCCUGCCCAACAUCGAGUACGACAAAUUCGCUGCGACGCGAGGACGUGACAGAUAGUACCGAGGAGCCCCGUGUGGUGGAUAUUGAAAAGGGAACCCAGGGCCUCGGGUUCAACAUAGUAGGGGGUGAAGAUGGCCACGGGAUAUAUGUCUCGUUUCUCCUCGCCGGGGGGCCCGCAGAAAGAUCGGGUGAAUUACGCAGAGGGGACCGUUUGCUUGCCGUUAAUGACACUGAUAUUACGCAUGCCACACACGAACAGGCCGCUAAGGCGUUGAAGAGUACCGGCCAAAAUGUAAAAUUAACAGUUGUAUAUAGGCCGCAGGAAUACAACAAGUUCGAGGCACGUAUCAAUGAGUUGAAGCAACAUAAUACGCUACUACGAACCUCGCAGAAACGAUCUUUAUAUGUCAGAGCCCUAUUCGACUAUGACCCGAUCCGUGACGAUGGCUUACCUUCGCGAGGUCUUCCAUUCCGAUACGGUGAUAUAUUACACGUCACCAACGCAUCGGAUGACGAGUGGUGGCAAGCCAGGCGACUAGACAGUACUGAUCCAGAUGCGAUCGGCAUUAUACCAUCGAAGCGUCGUUGGGAGCGGAAACAGCGUGCACGCGACAGGCAGGUCAAAUUUCAAGGACAAGGGACCCCUGUCAGUACUAGCCAAUCAACGCUGGAAAGGAAAAAGAAGACGUUAUCGUUCAGUAGAAAGUUUCCGUUUAUGAAGAGCCGGGAAGACGGCAAGUCUGAAGAUGGCUCGGACCAAGAGCCUUUCAUGCUUUGCUACACACAGGAGGACACAAACGCGGACGGAGAAAUCUUGUACCGAGUGGAACUUCCCAUGAUGGAGGAGAUAACGCUCAUUUAUCUCGAGGACGAGAGCCAAGAAGAGAACGUAUUAUCAUACGAAACGGUGCAACAGAUGACCAUAAACUACACUAGACCUGUCAUCAUCCUUGGCCCGCUUAAGGAUAGGAUCAAUGACGAUCUAAUAUCAGAAUUCCCUGAUAAAUUCGGUAGCUGUGUUCCCCACACGACGAGGGCGCGACGCGACUACGAAGUGGACGGUCGUGAUUAUCAUUUUGUGGCGAGCCGUGAGCAGAUGGAACGCGAUAUACAAAAUCACUUGUUUAUUGAAGCUGGCCAAUACAAUGAGAAUUUGUAUGGUACAUCCGUUGCAUCCGUUAGAGAAGUCGCCGAAAAGGGCAAGCACUGCAUUUUAGACGUAAGCGGAAAUGCCAUAAAAAGGUUACAAGUUGCGCAACUGUUUCCCAUCGCCAUAUUUAUCAAACCAAAGAGCGUAGAAUCUAUUAUGGAAAUGACAAAACGAAUGACCGAAGAGCAAGCGAAAAAGACUUACGAACGCGCACUUAAGAUGGAACAAGAAUUCGCUGAAUAUUUCACUGCCGUAGUGACAGGCGACACGCCCGAGGAGAUAUAUGCUAAGGUGAAAGCUGUUAUAGCAGCGGAGAGUGGGCCCUCCGUUUGGGUACCACGCCGCGAUCCGCUCUAGGACUCCACCCCCAGAUAUUAGUGCAACACUUGAACUAUUACCACCUGCCGAUAGAUGGCGUUGUUUUAAAUUACUCAAAUUGUUAAAUUAGUGCAAGGACCGGUAGGAUUAAAAUUACCAUAAGCUUCGAAGCAGGACUGAUACACUGAGGCAUUUUAGAAUGCACCUUUACAAAGCAAUAAAUCGUAUUACUAAAAUUCAAGAAUAUGAAUCGGUCCCGCAACGCAAAUUCAGAAUGCAACUACCGCCAAAUAAAUGUAUAACGCCAUCUGUUGGCAGUUUUGAAAACGUUACCACGGGAUUGCACUGAAUUCGAGAUACUAAUGAAAGAAAUCGCACUUAACCAAAGUACCUGAUUGUGAAUGUAUUUGAAAUUUUUCAACGGGCUCAAAACUUGAAUGUAAAACUUAAGUGUGAUUUCUCGUCGUUAGUAUAGUAAAAAUACAUGGACAAAAUACGGAAAAUCGAUGAUCCUUGUAUUUUUAGAAGUAGAUUUAUUCUUAUUCCGAUUUAGACUGCUUCAGCCUGCCCUUGUAUUCCUACGGACGAUCAAAUGUGCCUCCAGAUAUGUUAAGUCCAACGUAUUUUGAAUAAAGAUAGAAUCUCCUAUGGCCCCGGCCCAACGAUAUAGGUCUCCCUCCAAACUUAAGUAAAACUAAUUUUACACAUAGUUUUGCGGGAAGACCCAAUAGCUCCACGGCUAGGGGCCCACCGUGAACUUCUUAAAAACAUGUCAACUUCCAGUCAGGUCAACUCCUGCUGACCUGCAAUUAUCGUUGACGGUCAGCAGUGUUUUUUCUGGCUAACGUACUGCACGUCGUAGAAACCUUCUUCAGUGUGUGUUAAUAUACAGAACGAGGUUUUGGUAGUCCAAGUAUUACUUUGGCCUGUUUUUAUUGAGUACGAAAUAACCGGACAGUUUUAAUAUCGCCUUUCAUUGACCGGAUAUGACGUCACGGUAGAUUGAGGUUCAGUAGUGUUAAAGUUUGACUUGAUUUGACAAUUUACAUUGACACACUCCUAUUUAACGUUCUAGUUAUAAGUUGGUUUUGAAAUUAAGAUUUUAUGUCACUUAACUCGAACGUGAAUUGUUUAAUAAAGUUUUCGCUACGUUUCAACGCUUUCUCUGUAGAGUAUUUACGCUUUCGUUCAUUGUGCGUUUAAUAGCCGUAUAUGAUUGCUUUAUACUAAAAAUUAUUUAUUAAAAUCGGGUAUUAAGCUUCAUCUCGACUAUGUAAAUGAAAUUGUAUAUUGUAGAAAAAUAAAUGGUAUUAUUCAUGUUGAUUUGUUAUCGGAAUGCUAGAGUAAUGUGAAUUUUCUUCAGCGUUAGAAGUAUAAACACGGUUAAUAAAACGACAAAUCACAGCACAGUGAUGUUACAUAUGACAAACUAAUUAGUUAUAACUUACUUUAGUCGGAACCCACCUCCUCAUGGACCCAGUCCUGCAUGGCUAGGCUAAGACAUAAUCAGAAUUAUUUGCUCAAGCGGCAUCCAAUCGUAGCCAUUUGAAUCUCAUGACAUACACACCGCAGGCGCCGGAGUGGAUUUGGUGCAAGUUGUUUGUUGAUCAUUUUUAUAGUAAGGAAUUGUGUUAACGGUGUGAAAUGUCUCACCCAGAAUAGCGUUUGACAUUUAUUUAUUGAGAAUUUUAUUUUCUUACGGAGUAACAGUAUGCCCAUCUGCAAAUAUGGCACAUUGGGAGGACAUAAUGCUUUAGAUUUUAUUUCAUACACAUUAAUACUUAUGUAAGCUUUUACUUAUAAGAGCAAAUAUUUUAUGAAUUGAUGUGAAUUAUAAUAUUAUUAUUACCCCUUGUACUUAAUUUUGUUUGCUGUGUACGUCGAGUGUUUAAUAAUUGACUUUAUAGUUAUAAAUAUUGCAAUGCAAAGUAUGAAUUUAUUUAUCCCGCCAUUACAUAAAUAUAUGUAAACCAAAGAUAUUUGGCAACAUCCAUUGCUUUUACCAAUUUUCGAUGACUGAACUUAACAAUUUUUGCGUUUUAUCCCUGCUUUACAAAUAUAUUGCCAUAAUAAUUAUUGCUUAGUAAGCAUGUUUUUUUGUAAUUUUUCGGAAAGUUUUUUUAUGACUAUUUUGUGUCUCUUAUUUUAUAAUAUUAAUGAUAUAUUGAAUUAUGUGAGAAUGUUCUUUUAAUUAGGUAUUUAUUGUCGUACUAAGUAGCUAUUUUAUUAAAUUAAUAAAAUGUGUUUAUUUCUGUAUAUUUAAAUGUAAGUAUAAAUAUUUUAACAAAUACAUAGUUAUUACAUAUAUUAACAUUUUAUUGAAAUCCAUAUUUGCAGAUGUACAAUGUUUAUCAGUUAGUGAUGUUCAAUAGAAUUAGUUUGAAUAAAGUUAUUUA